CACAUUUGACUACACCCCAAAAACAAUCCAAGUACUCCCUCAGAUCUAAACCCAUAAGCCACCUCUACCUCUAACUCUACCCUUUUCUCUUCCUUCCAAACCAAAACUUAUCUUCUUACAAGGGAAGCAGAUCACUUCCAUGAACUACCAAUGAAUAACAUGUCAUCUCAACUCACAUGGAAGAGUGGAUAAGAUAGAUAGGCUUGAUUCAGCUUCAAAUUUGGUGGCAGAUUCUUCAAAUCACUUCUAUUUCCCUUUUUUGGUGAAACCUGUAGAUAUUCAACUAUUCAAAGUAACCUGCAACUAUUCAAACUCUUCUGAUCUAUCGGAAUUCAGUUGAUUCUUGUACUUAAGGUUUGAAAUUUGAAGGGCAAGAACAAAAAUGGAUCCAAUAACAACUCAUGGACGACACCUCCCUCCUUUCCUCGCUAGAGAUCUUCAUCUGCAUCAAUUCCAACAACACCAGCAGCAGCAGCAAAGUUCCGAAGACGAGCAAAACCAUGGUCAGAAACGAGAUCGAGAAGAAACAGCCGCCACCACCGAGACCGACACGGGAGGAGGGAAAGAGUUAGCCUUAUCCGAAGGCGAAAACACUAGAAGACCGCGCGGCAGGCCUACCGGUUCCAAGAACAAGCCUAAGCCACCGAUCAUCAUAACCCGAGAUAGCGUCAAUGCUCUCCGGUCCCACGUUAUGGAAAUCUCCACCGGCUGUGACAUCAUGGAAAGUGUUUCCACUUUCGCCAGGCGAAAACAAAGAGGGGUUUGCAUUCUCAGCGGGAGCGGAACCGUAAUGAAUGUAACCUUGAAGCAACCUGGAGCUCCUGGUGCAGUCGUGAAUUUACAAGGAAGGUUCGAAAUUUUAUCGCUUUCUGGGUCGUUUUUGCCUCCCCCGGCUCCAGCGGCUGCAUCUGGAUUGGCCAUAUAUUUAGCAGGUGGUCAAGGUCAAGUAGUAGGAGGAACCGCGGUGGGUCCACUUGUUGCUUCGGGUCCGGUUGUGGUUAUGGCAGCUUCUUUUGGUAAUGCGGCGUAUGAAAGGCUUCCAUUGGAAGAAGGAGAAGAAGAAGAAGAACAACAACCAGUGGAGCCGCCUAUUCCUGGAAGCGGAACCUUAGGUUCACCGGGAAGCAUGACCACUCAACAACAACAACAACAGCAACUAUUGCAAGAUCCCAAUGGAUCUUUUGCUCAAGGAUUGCUACCAAAUCUUCUAAAUUCAGUCCAAAUGCCAGCCGAAGCCUAUUGGGGCACAGGCCAUCCCCCUUAUUAACAAAAAAACACAGAAAAUUUCGUGUUUUCCUUCUCCUUCUUUUCCUCUUUAAUUAUCUUUUUUCACUCCUUGUUAGUUUAUUCUUCUUUCUUUUAUUAAAUAGUUGAUGUUUUAAGUUUGAUCAUCAUGGCUUUGAUUUGUAGAAGGAUAUGUGCAAAUUUCCUGGAACAUUUCUCCCUGCUGUGGGUUUUUUUUUCCAGUUGUAUUUCUAUAAAAAGGUAGCCUUUUUCUCAGUUUUGCUCAUCAUAGUA
Molecule: messenger RNA, 1518 nt
Organism: Hibiscus syriacus
Lineage: Eukaryota; Viridiplantae; Streptophyta; Magnoliopsida; Malvales; Malvaceae
Product: AT-hook motif nuclear-localized protein 22-like
Exons: 1
Coding region: 383-1267 (294 amino acids)
Biological process (GO): vegetative to reproductive phase transition of meristem
Cellular component (GO): nucleus
Molecular function (GO): minor groove of adenine-thymine-rich DNA binding; DNA-binding transcription factor activity
Source: RefSeq, a predicted model, not a curated record